Messenger RNA from Bursaphelenchus xylophilus (pine wood nematode), 4430 nucleotides. The record is from the annotation of a GenBank genome assembly. Lineage: Eukaryota; Metazoa; Nematoda; Chromadorea; Rhabditida; Aphelenchoididae.
AUGUUCCGCAAACCGAAAAGCCGGAAUAUCCGCCAAAGACAGACCAACUUCCACGAGGAUGAUUCGGACGAAAGUCCCGUAAAGCAAGCCAAAGAAGAGCCGAAAGCAGAGCAGGUGCGCACUGACAGUUUCCCUAAGGGGGUUCUGAGUUUUAACGAAAGCGAAGGUCGGUUUAUUUUGAGACCAAUCUUUGCUUUAGGGCUUUUUUGAUAGGCCAGAAAUUCGGGAUUUUUUGAAAAAAAAAAAAUUUUUUUUUAAUACUGUUGAAACUUUUUUCACCGGUUCGAAAGGUGAUUUUGGAACAGCUAAAAAUAAUUUUGCGCUGAUUUUUUGAGAGAAAAACUUGGAAAUUUCAAAAAAAAAAAAAAUAAAUUUUCGAAAUUAAAAAAAUUUUUUUUGUGGUAAAACAUGUUUAUGUUUUAGAAGAUGACAUAGUCUCAUUCAAAUUGAAGAAGGACAAGACUGGAAUUAAAACGAAGAAAUCGCAUCGCCUCAGGAAACGGGUCAAAAGCGAGGUCUCCGAAGAUGAAGAAGAUCACAAAUUGCAUGUAAAAACAGAGAUCAUAGAAGAGGAAGAGGAUAUCAUAAUUGAAGAAGAGAUAAAACCGAAGAAAAAGGUGAGAAAUUUGGAAAUUUUUUAUUUUUUUUGAAAUUUUAGUGAUCAAGUGUAAUAUAUGAAUGUGGAUGAAAAGUGAUCGAAAUGAGGCUUACACUGCUUUAAGACGUUCCUGAGGUUUCUAGAGCAUGAAUUAGUUGAGAUAUGAGGUUUUUAAAUCGAAAAUCCCAAGUUUUUUUUGCGAUUUUUAGACAAAAAUCGCUUAAAAAAGUGCCUUUUGAAGAUGCAUGAUGAACGAAUAAAUAUAAAUUUGCUUUCAGAAUGACCCGACCCGAAUUCCAGACGAAGAAUCGUACCGAUAUCAAGCCAUUAGUCAAUCAACAUCAGCACAUUCAGAUGACACCCGAGCCAAAUUCUCCUCGCUUUCCACGAUUCCGGACGAGAAAAUGAUCUACGAAGCCAGAAAACGGCGCCAGGCCAUGCGAGAGGGCGGACAGAUGGAACAACAGGGAGCUCUGAACCUGGAUGAACCCCUCAGUUUGGACAAAAAGGCCUCGGCUUCGAGGCUGGUCAGAGAAGACGAAAACGACCUCAGCGAUGAAGAACAGAGUGGGAGAUUUAUUUCAUCAUCCAACUUGUUGAUGGACGAGGAACAGAAGAAGAGAAAUGAACAGCUGGAAGCGCUGAGAAUGGAGCAGGGAAGUGAUGAUGAAGAACAGAAGGAAUCGGAUGACGAAGAACUCCAGAGAUGGGAACAGGAACAGAUCAAAAAGGCUGUUAGUCAGAAAAAAGUGAGUAGUGGAGAGAUUGCUUUGGUUUGGAAGCAAAUCCGGGGGAUUUUGGGGAAAUUCAGGUUUUCGUGGCGGGACCCAAAUUUUGAUUUUUGAACAUGUGUUUUGGAAUUAGGGGUAGAUUUUGUUUUGUUUUUAAGCUUCAGCUUAUUUUAAACAAAAAUUGCGGUUAAAUUCCGAAAUGAAAGGUUUUCGUGGCGGGACACAUCUUUUUUUAUAAAACGUUAAAAUUAGUAGUACAGACGGAAAAAAAGGCUGUUAGUCAGAAGAAGGUGAGUAAUACAGGGUUUGCCUUGGUUUGGAAGGAAAUCCGGAGGAUAUUGGGGGUUUCAGGUUUUCGUGGCGGGACCCAAAUUUAGAUUUUAAGCAUGUUUUUUGGAAUUAGAGGUAAAUUUCGUUUUGGUUUUAAAUUUCUAGACAUGGAAAACGUAUUUUAAACAAAAAUUGCUGCUAAAUUCCGAAAUGAAAGAGGGUUUCGUGGUGGGACACAAAUUUUGGUUUUUAAACUUGUUUUUUUUUGGACGCAACCUGAUUUUUGUAAAACUGUAAAAUCUCAUAUUGUAAAUGUAUGAGCUCACAGUCCAUGGCAAAAUAUCAUUUUUUGAGAAAAAAUCGACGAAGAUCUGCCGUCUCAGGUUUUCGUGGUGGGACCCAUAUGGACUCCAUUUGUGUCAAAUGUUAAUUGUAAUUUGAUGAAUCAUUGUUCCAAAAUAGAGAAUUUGAACUCAAUUAGUUUUUUGCUCUCUUUCCCAAUUGAAAUAACAGUUUUUAUUUUUAUCGGAUACCUAAAAUAAUAUAAUUUUAGAUCACCGAAUUCAAAACCGAAUAUGCGGCCACGAGACGCUUUAAUCAAGGCCCAGCCACCCUGCAGGACAUGGGAAUGAUUCUGGAUGAUGAGGACAUGGAAAUCGAUCAAGAAGGAGCUCAUCAAAUGCCCGCCUUCUUCAACCCGGAUGGAACCUACAAAGUCAGCCAUAAAUAUCACAGCAUGGCCGAUCUGAUCGAGCAAUUGGAAAUAUCGUAAGUCUUUGAAAGUGAAGUUGAAUGUUUGUGGAUUGAAUUGGCUGGAAAAGGUGGUUUUAAAGGAAAAAAAUUGAAAUUUUUUAGUUAUAGGUAGUGAGGUGAUGGGUAAUAUAAAUAUAAUAUUUUUGGACAGUAGUUUGUAGAAAGAGUAGUUUUAGAGAGGAUUAAUUGGCAUUUUCUACUGAUUGGAAUAUAAAUUGGGUUUGGUUUUCCGAAAGAGUUGAGAUUUUUGGAUUUUUUAGGUAUCAGAGUCAAAAAUUUUAAAAUUUUGGUAAUUUUUCGAUUGAAAAAAAUGAAUUUUUGGCGCAAAUAUAAACUGUAAGACCCUUGCAGACAUUUUGAAGAAAAAAAAUCCACAAUUUAGACUUGAUUUUUUACCGAAAUUAUCAAUUAUAUUACACAUGACCUUUACAGAAGAGGGAAAAAAUUGGAACUGUUGCAAAUGAAGAAAGAUGAAUACGAAAACAAUCAGCGCAACCUCAAAAUCGACCAGGAAAGUGUUUUCCAGCUAGCCGAGUCGAAUGGAAAGCUAGAAUUGUACUACAAAUUAUAUCAGGAGAUGAAAUUUUUCACGGACAAUGUAAUGGACUGCCUGAAUGAAAAGGUGAACGAGAUCAACGAAAUCGACGGCCUCUUUAUGGAUCUGUACAAAACCCGCGCCGAUGACAUCAGCAGACGAAGGGCGGAAGCGAAACGGCGCGCGAAAUACAACAGGAACGAGGAAUGGAACAGUGAAAAUGAAGAGAGCACGGAGACAGAGGCCCUCAGAGAAAAUAUUGGUGAGUUUGGGAGGAGUGAGGAUGGAAAAUUUUGUUUUUAAGGUGGAUAAAACUGUAGGCUGUGGUUUUUUUUGAUUUUGGAAAUUUUUGGAUUUUUUGAAAAAUUUUGAAACUUUGAACUUUUUAAGUGGAGUGGUAUACGGUAAAGACAAUAUAAAAAAUUUUUGCAUCUUGAAUUUUUUGAUUUUUCCAAAAAAAAUUUAAAAAUAAGUCAUCAUGACACAUUUUUUUGAAAAAAUUUUGAAACUGGUUUUUUAGGUGUGUUGGGGUGCCGUAAAGACAAUCUAAAAUUUUAUUGCACCCUAAAUUUUUUGAUUUUUUUCCAAAAAAAUUAAAUAAGUCAUUAUGACACAUUUUUGGAAAAAUUUUGAAAUUCCGAAUUUUUCAAGAGUGGUCCUAAAGCUAGACCCUAAAGUCAAGAUAUUUUUUUUGCACCUUGAAUUUUUUGAUUGUCCAAAAAAAAGUCAUCAUGACACAUUUAAUCAAAAAAGUUGAUAAUCUUUUAUUUUCAGCGAAAUUCCAUCAACGAGCAUCCACCAUCUUCGCCGAUGCCUCCGCCGAAUACCAUGAUCUCAAUCAAAUUUAUCGCCGAUUCAUCGACUGGCUAACUCAAGAUCCCAAAACAUUCCAAGACGCCUACAUUGAUGAAUGCAUCCCGAAAUUAAUCACACCGUUGGUCAGAAUGGAGCUUUUUGAGUGGAAUCCGUUACUUCCGAAUAACCCAAAAAUUUCUUCAAUGGAGUGGUAUAAAGCUGUGUUACGACUGGGAUUUGAUAACACGGAGAUUGAUGUAGAUCAUAAAGUGAUAAUCGGCUUGAUCCCCAAUAUUGUGGAGAAAAUUUUGAUACCGAAAUUGACUAGUAAGUUGAAAUUUUGGAAUGAUUUUUGGGAUUUUUUGAAUUUUUGGUCGAUUUUUUAAAUUUUUGGUCGCUUUUAGGCAAAAUUUUGGUAUUUUUGCUUUGUUUUUUGCCGUUUUCUAAUCUGAUUAUUGUUCCAGAGAUAGUUGAGCACCAGUAUGACCCAUCAUCCACCACGCAAACCCUUAGGAUCACCUCGGAAAUCAACAAUUUGGUCAACACUUUCCCCAGCCUUAACUCAAAGUCAAGAAUCUUCAGAAAAUUGUUGAUAACCCUUAAAGAAAAGGCCCAAGGACUAACAGAUUUUGAGAUGCGGAUCCCAGAACAUUUGAGGGGAAUCGUGACAACGAUAUCGAGGAAGAAUGACCAUCAACAAGAUGAUAUUGCAGCCUUGUUGGCAGCUUCAAAAAGUGUCAUGAAAUAG